AUGUGUACAGAGCAGCGUUUCAGUUAAGGAGUCUGUCACCCCAUUGUGCUGUGUGUAACCCCAUGACAGGAAGUGUUUAAAUCCCUGAGCCGAGACUAACUACAGGAUGUGGAACAUAGCUGCAUUGGUGUUAGUGGUGGCAGGGUCUGCCUCUUGCUACAUCACCUGCCCUGAUGGGAAGGUCUGCUCUGAUCAAUCAACCUGCUGUUUGACUAAAGAAGGAUACGCCUGCUGUCCAGUUACCCAUCAGGUUCCGUGGACAGCACUUGUUCAGGCCUCUGACAGCACCCCACAGGCUGGAGUCAUUCGCUGUGACACAAAAGUCUACUGCCCUUCUGGAACCAGCUGCUGCAAUGGACCGACUGGCAAAUGGAGCUGCUGCCCAUUCCCACUGGGCAAGUGCUGUGCAGAUGGCCAGCAUUGCUGUGAAUAUGGAUACACCUGUGACCCAACCUCAUUCAAGUGCAGGAAAGGUUACUCUCAGAUUCCUUCAGGUCUGAGGGAUGAUGCUAAGCAGGACUGACAAGAUGUCUUAUUAAUUAUAAUGUUGUCACUGUACUGGUAUUGGAUUGAACAAACAUAUUUGCUAGUUUAGCUAACCAAACCAUCAGUCCUAGCUUGCUAUUAUGAAAAUCGAAUUCAACAAUGUUUUCAAUUC
Salvelinus sp. IW2-2015 is the source of this 658-nucleotide messenger RNA. Its product is annotated as progranulin-like. NCBI's taxonomy places the organism in Eukaryota, Metazoa, Chordata, Actinopteri, Salmoniformes, Salmonidae. Gene Ontology annotation, cellular component: extracellular region. The record is from RefSeq and is a predicted model, not a curated record.